Pipistrellus nathusii (Nathusius's pipistrelle) is the source of this 957-nucleotide messenger RNA. The record is from the annotation of a GenBank genome assembly. Lineage: Eukaryota; Metazoa; Chordata; Mammalia; Chiroptera; Vespertilionidae.
AUGCUGGGGCCAGCUUUCACCUUCCUAGUCCUGUUCCUGCAUGGACGGCACAGCCAAGCCGCUGCCUCUUGCCUGGGACCCCGGCCUCCGGAUGAAGCUGUGGUGAGGCGCUCGGGCACGUCUUUCCACUUGGGGCCCAGCGACACCCCGCCAGCGGUGAGCUCCUUGGAAUGGAAGGCACAGCUGCGCUCAGAGGAAGGCACUCGCGUGCUGUUCACCUGGAGGGACGGUGGCAGCUCCGAAGGGGAGCGCUGGGGCUCCGGCCGCCACAGGCUCCGCCUCAGCACCAGCCGGCUGAGUCUCCUCUUCGAGGCCGCGCAGCAGGACGACAGCGGCACCUACUCCUUGGAGGUCACCAGCGAGGCGGGCGCCGUCAGGACCCACUGCUUCCUCGUGUCCGUGCUGGACGCCGUGCGGCAGCCCGAGCUGCGGCUGCUGGAGCAGCGGGCGGCCCCGGGCGGCAGGUGCCGGGUGACUCUGAACUGCUCGGCCUCCGGAGGCGGCGAUGUGGCCUACACCUGGUCCAGAGGGGGCCAGGCCAUCCCGCCGCCCAGGAGCCCCUUCCGCCUGGAGGAGCAGACCGGGGCGGGCGGCCUGCACACAUACACCUGCAACGCCAGCAACGCGGUCAGCUGGGCCAGCCAGAGCCUCCAGCUCGGCCCGGGCUGCGGGAGCGCCGGCCACGAGCUCAGCCUCCUGCCCCUUUUGAUGAUCAUCCUGGUUCCCAAACUCAUGCUGCUCGGCACCCUCACCUGCGUCUGCAUGUGGAGAAGGGGGAGGAAGCCGGCAGAGCCCGGUCCACAGGAGGCACUGACCGUUUGUGAAGAUGCCCGCAGCCCGCCCAUCGGGAGCGGCCAGGUGCGGCCCGAGGCGGGUUCUCGCCUUCCUUCCUUCCGGACGUGUCCUGGGAGCGUGGCCCUGCCCAGCAGGGGCCCGAGAGCCCGCUGCUGCCUCUGA